Molecule: messenger RNA, 1806 nt
Organism: Helicoverpa armigera (cotton bollworm)
Lineage: Eukaryota; Metazoa; Arthropoda; Insecta; Lepidoptera; Noctuidae
Gene: mfrn
Product: mitoferrin-1
Biological process (GO): iron import into the mitochondrion
Cellular component (GO): mitochondrial membrane
Molecular function (GO): ferrous iron transmembrane transporter activity
Source: RefSeq, a predicted model, not a curated record
AUUAUAAAAGACCGAAUGACACGAUAACGCUUAUUACUCUGUGAAACCGCAAAAGUCGCGCGUGCUUGAGUCGCAUUUAGGGAAUCAAUUUUGAUUGUUCUAAAUUUCGGAUGACUUGUGAUAAAAAUAGUCAGUGAAAAUGAUACUUCUAAUUCGGUAAAUCAAAAUUGAAACCCCUGUAAAUUUUUCUGUAAUAGUGUUUUUUUUUGUGCGGAGUGUCAGUAUUUAGUGAGUAUUAUGAACUUUGACGACUAUGAAACCCUUCCGACCCAAAACUCCGUACACAUGACCGCCGGAGCAAUAGCGGUGAUGGAGCGCAUAAUGUACCCGCUCGACUCCGUAAAGACGCGGAUGCAGUCUUUACGGAGUGCAAACAACAGCUCCAUCUCCGAGACGUUCCGGCACAUGGUGAAGAAGGAAGGUCUGCUCAGGCCCGUGCGCGGCAUGUCCGCCGUGGUGCUGGGCGCGGGCCCGGCGCACGCCUGCUACUUCGCCACCUACGAGCACUGCAAGCACUCGCUGUCGCACCUCACGCGCCACCGGCACGACCACAUCACGCACGGUCUGUCGGGGUGCAUCGCCUCGCUCAUACACGACGCCGUCUCCAACCCCGCCGAGGUGGUGAAGCAGCGCAUGCAGAUGCUGAACUCGCCGUACCGCGGCGUGUGGGAGUGCGCGCGCCACGUGUUCCGCACGGAGGGCGCGCGCGCCUUCUACCGCUCGUACGGCACGCAGCUCGCCAUGAACGUGCCCUUCCAGGCGCUGCACUUCGUCACCUACGAGGCUGCUCAACCCGCGCGCGCCUACGACCCGCUGGCGCACGCGCUGUCGGGCGCGGCGGGCGGCGCGCUGGCGGCCGCCGCCACCACGCCGCUCGACGUGUGCAAGACCGUGCUCAACACGCAGGAGCGCGCGGCGCGGGCCAGCGGGCUGCGCGACGCGGCGGCGCACGUGCUGCGCGCCUCGGGCCCGCGCGGCUUCGGCAAGGGCGUGCAGGCGCGCGUGCUGUACCAGAUGCCGGCCGCCGCCAUCUGCUGGCUCACCUACGAGACCUUCAAGCACGCGCUGGCCGAGGAGAGCGCGCCGCCCGCGCCCUCCGCGCCGCUGGCCUGCGCCGCGCUGCGCCUGGCCGCCGCCGACGUGCCGGCCCGCUCCUAGGCCGCGCCCUAGGCCAUGGACUCGCUGACCGCACACAGUGAGAUGCUGUUCGAUUCUAGUGAGAUUAGAUUAGUGUGUACAUGUCCUAUUUUUUAUGUACGUUUGAUACGCACACGACCGCGGCGACCUCGCCGCACCAGUCACUGGAGUCGCUCGCCCGCGGUCCGGCGCGGAGCGCGGGCGGGCGGGCGAGCACGAGGUCGCGGCGGCUUUGUUUCCAUUGUUUUGUAAAUGAUUUGUUAUCGCAGUCCACGAUUGCAGCUAGUACUUGUUAUGUGAACACUCUCGGCUGUCGAUGCGACUGUUCAGGCUCAGGCGACAUCCUGACGGAUGUAAAACAUGUUGGAGGUGCUAUGUAUAAUGUAUAUUGUGAUGGAGGGAACGGUGUGCCGCUCAGCUCGUUGGGAUGCGUCGAAUUAUGUUGUUGUUUGUGUAAAUUACUAUUAUUAUUAAUUGUAUUUGUUGUAUUUAUGAGUUGUAUAUGUGAGUGAUAAACUCGAUUUAAAUUGAGAGUUAAAAACUAUUUGUAUAGAGUUAUGAGUUAACGCGGCGAGCGCGCGGCUUGGCCCGCCGCCCGCCGAGCUGUAAAAUUGCAAAUUGAAAAGAAUAUUAUAAAAUAAACAGUAAGUGAAUAAAAGUUGGACAAUA